GCCGCGAGGGUUCAGAAGCGUUUGCAAAACGGAUCCCAGGGAGCUUCCGGGUCCGUCCAACAUGGCGGCGCACCUGAAGAAGAGAGUCUAUGAAGAAUUCUCCAAAGUGGUGGUCCAGCAACAGCAACAUGAAGAAAUCGCAGCCAAGAAGCUCCGGCUGACCAAGCCAAGCAAGUCCGCAGCUCUCCACGUGGAUCUGUGCAAGGCCACGUUGCCUGCUGAUGCGCUGCAGUACCUGCUGCAGUUUGCCAGGAAGCCAGUCGAGGCUGAAAGCGUGGAAGGUGUCAUCCGCAUCUUGCUGGAGCAUUUUUAUAAGGAGAACGACCCCUCCGUCAGACUGAAGGUGGCUUCCUUGCUGGGCCUGCUCUCCAAGACUCCUGGGUUUUCUCCCGACUGCAUUCUGGACGACGCUGUGAACACACUUCAAAACGAGAAGUCACACCAGGUCCUGGCUCAGUUGCUGGAUACUCUGCUGGUGAUCGGGAUGAAGCUCCAAGAGAGCCCAGCGGUACGGGUACGCCUGGUUGACGUCGCCUGCAAGCAUCUGACCGAUUCCUCCCACGGAGUGCGGAACAGAUGCCUCCUGCUGAUUGGAUGCUUGGGGACCAUGGAAAAAGGCGCCUUGAAAGAAGCAGAAGGCCAGCCCGCCAAAGACGUCCAGAAGAUCAUAGGGGAUCACUUCAACGACCAAGAUUCUCGAGUGAGGACCGCAGCCAUCAAGGCGAUGCUCCAGCUUCACGAAAGAGGAUUGAAGUUGCAACAGACAAUUUACAGCCAGGCCUGUAAACUCUUAACAGAUGAUUACGAACAGGUCCGGAGUGCCGCGGUUCAGCUUACCUGGGUCCUCAGUCAGCUUUACCCAGAAAGCAUUGUCCCAAUCCCUUCAUCUAACGAAGAAAUCCGUCUGGUCGAUGACGCAUUUGGAAAGAUUUGCCACAUGGUCAGUGACGGCUCGUGGGUGGUGAGAGUCCAGGCCGCUAAGCUGUUGGGAUCCAUGCAGCAAGUUAGUUCUCACUUCUUAGAACAGACCCUGGACAAGAAGCUGAUGUCUGACCUCAGGAGGAAGCGCACGGCCCAUGAACGAGCCAAGGAGCUUUACAGCUCCGGGGAGUUCUCGAGUGGCAGGAAAUGGGGGGACGACGCUCCCAAAGAAGAAGUGGACACAGGGGCCGUGAACUUAAUGGAAUCGGGCGCUUGCGGAGCCUUCGUCCAUGGCCUGGAAGACGAGAUGUACGAGGUCCGGAUCGCGGCCGUGGAAGCCCUUUGCAUGCUGGCCCAGUCUUCGCCCUCCUUCGCGGAGAAGUGCCUCGACUUCCUGGUUGACAUGUUCAACGACGAAAUCGAAGAGGUGCGGCUGCAGUCGAUCCACACCAUGAGGAAGAUUUCCAACAACAUCACGCUCCGAGAGGACCAGCUGGACACCGUGCUGGGGGUCUUGGAGGAUUCUUCCCGAGAUAUACGGGAGGCUCUCCACGAGGUGCUGUGUUGCACCAAUGUCUCGACGAAAGAAGGAAUCCACCUCGCCCUGGUGGAGCUCCUGAAAAACCUCGCUAAGUACCCCACCGACCGGGACUCCAUCUGGAAGUGCCUGAAGUUCCUGGGGGGCAGGCAUCCCACGCUGGUGCUUCCACUCGUUCCUGAACUGCUGGGGACCCACCCUUUCUUUGAUACCCCAGAACCUGACAUGGAUGACCCAGCUUAUAUUGCCGUGUUGGUUCUCAUUUUCAACGCUGCCAAAUCGUGCCCGACGAUGCCAGCCCUCUUCUCAGAUCACACGUUUAGGCACUACGCUUACCUUCGGGACAGUCUCUGUCACCUUGUACCUCCUUUGAGAUUGCCUGGGAAAAAACUGGCGUCCUCACCUGUUUUGGCCACUUGCGCUCUCCAGGAAGAUCCUUCGCAGGAGUUCCUGCAGCAGAGCCUGGAGAGAGUUUUCAACCUUCAGCACUUAGACCCGCAGGGCACCCAGGAGCUGCUGGAAUUCACUAUCCGGGACCUUCAGAGGUUCGGAGAGCUCCAGUCCGAAUUGGCGGGGAUGGCGGACUUCUCCGCUGCUUACCUCCGGUGUCAGUUGCUGCUUAUUAAGGCGCUUCAGGAGAAGCUGUGGAACGUGGCCGCACCGCUGUACCUGAAACAGAACGCCCUGGCAUCCGCUGCAGCGAAACAGAUCAUGGAAGAAACCUACAAGAUGGAGUUCAUGUACAGCGGCGUCGAACACAGGCAGGUGGUCAUUAUCCACCACAUGAGGCUGCAGGCGAAAGCGUUGCAGCUUAUCGUGACGGCGCGGACUUCGAGAGGGGCAGAACCUCUCUUUGGAAUGUGUGAGAAGUUUUUACAAGAAGUGGACUCUUUUCAGAGGUGUUUUAUCGCUGAGCUCCCUCACAUGCAAGACAGUUUUGUGGACAAGCUCUUAGAUCUGAUGCCCCGGCUGGUGACCUCCAAACCUUCUGAAGUUGUCAAGAUCCUUCAGACGGUGUUGCGGCAGAGUAGCUUCCUUCGCCUCCCACUCCCGGAGAAGAUCCACCGAGCGACGGCCACCAUUAUCGAACCAGCGGGAGAGUCGGACAACCCGCUGCGAUUCACAUCGGGGUUGGUUGUUGCCUUGGACGUCGACGCAACUCUGGAACACGUGCAGGAUCCUCAGAACACAGUUAAAGUUCAGGUAUUAUAUCCUGAUGGGCAGUCCCAAGUGAUUCACCCUAAGCUGGCUGACUUUCGAAAUCCUGGACCAGGAAGGCACAGAUUAAUUACUCAGGUGUACCUCUCGCAUACUGCCUGGACAGAGCCCUGUCAGAUCGAAGUGCGGCUGCUGCUGGCGUACAGCUCCGACAGACACAAAACCCCCUCGCGGUUCUCUCGUGCCCCAUGGGCGGACUGUGCGGAGCUUCUCCCGCCAUCUGAGAAUGGCAUCGAAGGGACCAUCCCGUUCAGCAAACCUGCCAAAGUAUACAUCAUGCCUAAGCCAGCCAGGCGGUGA
Euleptes europaea (tarantolino) is the source of this 2977-nucleotide messenger RNA. RefSeq names its product integrator complex subunit 4 (gene INTS4). NCBI's taxonomy places the organism in Eukaryota, Metazoa, Chordata, Lepidosauria, Squamata, Sphaerodactylidae. Gene Ontology annotation, cellular component: integrator complex. The record is from RefSeq and is a predicted model, not a curated record. The transcript has 23 exons. Gene Ontology annotation, biological process: snRNA processing. The coding region runs from base 62 to 2977 and encodes 971 amino acids.